Messenger RNA from Silurus meridionalis, 1359 nucleotides. It is a transcript of the gene gchfr, whose product is annotated as GTP cyclohydrolase I feedback regulator. Gene Ontology annotation, molecular function: GTP cyclohydrolase binding. Gene Ontology annotation, biological process: negative regulation of biosynthetic process. The record is from RefSeq and is a predicted model, not a curated record. The transcript is spliced from 4 exons. Gene Ontology annotation, cellular component: cytoplasm; nucleus. Bases 406 to 675 code for a protein of 89 amino acids. Lineage: Eukaryota; Metazoa; Chordata; Actinopteri; Siluriformes; Siluridae.
AAACUUCGGAACUUCUCUCUGAAAGCCGACUUGUGUGUUUCAUUGAGACUUCCCCGUGCACGUAGGAGAGCAAAGAUCGAGAGGAAUGGCUGAAUUCAGGGGUAUCCUGUCCAGGGGACAGAAGGCAAUCCUGCCCAAGCGGCAGAGGAUAAAACAUUCCUUACAGUUCUUGGGGGCUCGUCCGGGAUAUCAGUGUUCGGACCUCGCGCAGCGCAAUUCAUGUCCAAUGGGAAAGCGCCGAGGACUGAGCCUAGCUCUCUGAUUGGUCCGUCGCGGUGGGUGUUGUUUCCGCAUUCCGCGGUGACUGUAAACUGAGAGGCUGCGCUGUCGCUUAUUCUGCAGCGGAACAGUGAGCGAAAUCCUCAGGGGAAAAGUCGUGCCACAGCUGUGCGUGGAGAACCGACAAUGCCUUACAUGCUGAUCAGCACACAGAUCCGGUUGGAGACCGGGCCCACCAUGGUAGGUGAUGAGUUUUCGGAUGCUAACAUCAUGAGCUAUCUGGGAGCAAGGAAAACCCUCAUGCUUGGCAACAACUUUUCUGAAUACCAUGUGGAUGAACCAGCACGGAUAGUCCUGGACAAGCUUGAGAAGCUCGGAUACAGAGUCGUAUCCAUGACAGGAGUUGGUCAGACUUUAGUGUGGUGCCUUCACAAAGAGUCUAGUGUGCUUUUGUAAAAUCCUAUGAUGUCAUAAAAAACAGCAUUUUAACACACAUGAAACCACAAGGUUAUCUGUUCUAAGCAGGUUUGAGCAGUUUCGACAUGAAACUAUUGUUGAAAGUGCAAUGGCUGGAUUUUAUUCCAUUGUGAAAAUGUUUUGUAAUUAAACCUACAAACUGAGAAUUUCUCUAUUUCUAAAGCUGAUCACACAUGACAUUAUGAAAUCAAUUCAGAAACAUUGUUGUUUAUUCCUGUUUAGAUGUUUAGAUGUAUGUACUUCAAAUAAACCAUAUGAAAGGCAAGUAUACAUAUAUCUGUCAUCCUGUCUGAUGCUUAAUUAAAUAUAAUUCUACACACUGUAAAAUCUUGUUUUGUGAGAAGCACACUCUCAAUAUUAAUAUUAAUAAACUAAUUCAAGCACCUAAUUUCUCCUGUCAUAGUUUAGUUUGUUGCUUUUUUUUAGGUUUUUGCUGUGUGCUGAGUUGUUUACAUUUAUUUUGCUGAACCGUGUAAGUUUGGUAUUCCAUCUCAUUUAACACCUAUUGUAAUCAUUAGAAAGUCAUAAAGGCCUUCGGGCAUAAAUGUGGUUGGUUAGAAUUUGAAAAAAAUAAAUCAGUGGCGAUAUAAAUGUAAUAUCCUUUUUGUGCUUCCAGCAAGAGACUGAAUAAAAAAUAAAACAUUAAAGAAGUUUUUCACUUAA